AUGUCUGAGCCAGGUUCCUCCUCUGCUCCGCCCUUGAAGGACCCGAAACUCGGCGCUAUGAGCAAAGCCUUCGCACGAGUCGACCUGGACGGUCACGAUCUGCCACCGUCGCCGACGCCCUCCAGUCCCCGAGGUGGUCGUCAAUACUCGAUUGCAACUCAGCUGGUCUUUUCGGAGGGCAAUGACCAGUUCAAUGCAAGCAGCGUGCCCAUUUACCAGUCCGCUACAUUUAAGCAAUCGUCCGCCACCGGAGGCGCCUCUGACUACGACUACACCCGUAGUGGCAAUCCCACUCGGACCCAUCUUGAGAAACACCUUGCAAAAAUCAUGCGUGCACAGCGAGCCCUUGUUGUAUCCUCCGGAAUGGGUGCUCUCGAUGUGUUAACCCGCCAACUUCGACCUGGAGAUGAAGUCGUGACAGGUGACGACCUGUACGGGGGGACCAAUCGAUUGUUGAAAUACCUGUCCACGCAUGGAGGCAUUAUUGUCCAUCAUGUGGAUACCACCACGCCUGAAAAGGUACAGGAAGUCCUCAACGGGAAGACUGCCAUGGUAUUGCUCGAGACACCUACAAACCCCUUGAUCAAGAUCGUGGACAUUCCCACCAUCGCCAAAAUGGCGCAUGCCGCCAGCCCAUCAUGCAUUGUGAGUGUGGAUAACACCAUGCUCUCUCCGUUAUUACAAAACCCUCUAGAAAUGGGCGCGGAUGUUGUCUAUGAGUCGGGCACGAAAUACCUAUCGGGCCACCAUGAUCUCAUGGCUGGAGUACUGGCUGUCAACGACGAGGCUCUCGGCGACAAGCUGUACUUUACCAUCAAUGCGUCAGGUUGCGGGCUUGCUCCUUUCGACUGCUGGCUAUUGAUGCGCGGCAUCAAAACCUUGAAAGUCCGCAUGGAUGCUCAACAAAAUAACGCCAUGCUGAUCGCCCAGUUUCUUGAAUCUGCUGGUUUCAAAGUGCGUUACCCGGGACUCAAAAGCCACCCACAAUACGACCUGUUUCAAUCCAUGGCUCGGGGCCCUGGUGCGGUCCUGUCUUUUGAGACCGGUGACAUCCAGCUGUCCGAGCGGAUUGUGGAGUCGGCGAAACUGUGGGCUAUUAGUGUCAGCUUUGGCUGCGUCAACUCUCUCAUUAGCAUGCCGUGCCGCAUGAGCCACGCCAGCAUUGACGCCAAAACACGCAAAGAGCGCGGAGUCCCCGAGGACUUGAUCCGUUUGUGCGUAGGCAUCGAGGAUGGCGAAGAUUUGCUGGACGAUUUGCGCAGCGCGCUGGUCCAGGCGGGUGCGAUGAAUGUCACGCUUGACGGGAUCUAUGCAAAGUCCGCGACUGUCGGCAAUGAACAUCCAGAAGAAGGUGAACGUCUGGCGGCCGACGCUGCCGCCAUCAACGAACCAUGA
This is a messenger RNA of Capronia epimyces CBS 606.96, 1395 nucleotides long. Its product is annotated as cystathionine beta-lyase. The record is from RefSeq and is a predicted model, not a curated record. Gene Ontology annotation, cellular component: cytoplasm. Gene Ontology annotation, biological process: transsulfuration; 'de novo' L-methionine biosynthetic process. NCBI's taxonomy places the organism in Eukaryota, Fungi, Ascomycota, Eurotiomycetes, Chaetothyriales, Herpotrichiellaceae. Gene Ontology annotation, molecular function: pyridoxal phosphate binding. The coding region runs from base 1 to 1395 and encodes 464 amino acids. The transcript has 2 exons.